Messenger RNA from Salvelinus sp. IW2-2015, 1589 nucleotides. Its product is annotated as CD209 antigen-like protein D. The record is from RefSeq and is a predicted model, not a curated record. Gene Ontology annotation, molecular function: signaling receptor activity. NCBI's taxonomy places the organism in Eukaryota, Metazoa, Chordata, Actinopteri, Salmoniformes, Salmonidae.
AGAAUGAACAAGCGGGUUGAAGAGGAGGUUACACAAAACUGUCUGCUUUACAAGCUUCAAUCCCAAAUGGCACCCUAUUUCCCUGUGUAGUGCCCUGUAUAGAGAGUAGAGUGCCAUUUGUGAUACAUCUCAAUAGUCUCCUUCUUAUUGGUGGUUUGAGCCUUGAAACAUCCUGCCACCUGCUGUGGGCCACAGAGAACAGAGAAGGACCAGGCAAAGACACAUCAGACCAACUACUCAACUACUACUCAGUCAGAAAGGUGAUCAUAAGUACGUUAAUACUGUAAGCAAAAGUAAGUUAGAAUCAUAGAUAUUACAAUAAGAGGUCAGACAGACUGAAUUAGUUAAUUCAUUGAUUCAUUUGGAUAAUCAUUGAAAUACGGUGCAGUUAGUUAAGAUGGUCGACUAUGUCAAUAAACAGGUUAUUGAAUUAAACAAGGUUAUUGAAGAAAACGAGAACAGAGCAAUGAGGAGAGUAAAGACUGAGACCCAUCUCUCAGAUGGAAGAACAAGACUCUACAGGCUGGCUGCUGUGUGUUUUGGGAUGCUGUGUAUUCUACAAGUCAUUCUCAACAUCUCCCUAAAGCUAGCUUUCUGUACCAGAGUGGUGGAAGAGAGGGACAUGGCGGUCCCAACGAGGACUGUGUUGGGGUGUACUGAAGGAUGGAGGCUGUCGGGAUCCAGCUGUUACUUCCUGUCUACUGAGAGGAAAACCUGGGAGGAGAGCAGACAAGACUGUCUGGAGAGAGGAGCAGACCUGGUGGUUGUAAACAGUAGAAAUGAACAGAAAUUCCUCACUGAAUUAAACAGGAAUAUUGAUAGUGUUUGGAUCGGUCUGACUGAUAGAGAGACAGAGGGGACCUGGAAAUGGGUGGAUGGUACACCACUGACCACAAGGUACUGGGGGCGAAACCAGCCUGAUAACGGUGCUGUUUUUGUAGUACACAUAGGAGAGGAGGACUGUGUUGAGAUUAAUUAUGGGUAUCCUGACCCUGUAAAUAAAUGGAAUGACAUAGCAUGUAACUCUCAAUUUAACUGGAUUUGUGAAAGGGUGAUAUAACAAUAGCUUAUUAUGUACAGUAGUAUUGCAUGUGGGUCUCUCUCUCUUUCUCUCACUCUCUAUAUGGUUAGGGUUAGGCAUAAGAUUAGCAGUGUGGUUAGGGUUAGGUUUACAAUCAGAUUUGAAGAAGAUACAUUUUAGAAAUAGGCAGGGUUUCUGACUUUGCAAUAUGCCAGAUAGUGACAACCGAGAAAUAGUGGUAUUACAGACUUGCCUAUGGGCUCUUUCUCAACUCACCUUUCCUCAAUUCCUCCUCACAUCCUCUCUCCUCCUCUCCUCAAAACACAUUGGCGAACACAAUCCAAGGGGAGGGACCUUGGGCCUCCUCUUAUAGAGUUGAGGGUGAGGAGAGAAGAUAGGAGGGGAGGAGAUUAAAUUAAAUUUAAAAAAACAUGGAGUAGACGUUGAAUUUAUGUCUGUGCCCAGUGGGACUGUACUCUGUAAAAUGCUUGUAUUAAUUGAUUUUAUUAGGAACGUGUCAUUCCAUAGGCUUAGGCACUGAAAGUAAAAUAAUAAAGGAGCAAUGUCC